AUGGCUUUACGAGGCGUAAAAGUUGUUGAAAUGAUUGGACUUGCACCGGGACCAGUUUGUGGUACUAUUUUAGCCGAUUUUGGGGCAACAGUAACAGUAAUCCACAAACUACAACCUGCCCCUUUUGAUGUUAUGUGUAAUGGAAAGAAAAUGUUAUCUAUCAACAUAAAAUCUAAGGAAGGUGCAGAAGUUGUAAGGAAACUGUGUUCCUCGUCAGAUGUUCUCAUUGAUACCUAUCGCCCAGGAGUUUUGGAAAAAAUAGGACUAGGCCCAGAAACUUUAAUGAAAGAAAACAAACAAUUAAUAUAUGCAAGGCUAUCUGGAUAUGGCCAAAAUGGAUAUUAUAGAAAUAACCCAGGCCAUGAUAUUAAUUAUGCAUCUAUUUCAGGCAUACUUUCAAUGUUAGGUAGAGGCAAACAACCUCCAGUUCCGCCUAUGAAUAUUUUAGCAGAUUUUGCCGGUGGAAGUGUUUUAACUGCACUUGGGAUAGUAAUAGCCUUGUUUGAAAGGACUAAAUCAGGCAAAGGUCAGAUAAUUGAUGCAAGUAUGACCGAAGGUUUGGCAUAUGUGGGUAAUUGGCUAUUCAGAGCAAGACAUUUACCUUUCUUGAAUGAAGAACCAGGAAAGAAUGUUCUUGAUGGUGGAAUGUCAUAUUACAGAACAUAUAAGACUAAAGAUGGACAGUUUAUGGCUGUUGGUUCUCUGGAACCUCAGUUUUAUGUGAAUUUACUCAAAGGCUUAGAUCUGUCAGAAGAUAUUUAUCAUCAAUUGGCUGAUCAAGAUAUGUGUAAUCGAAAAUUUGAAGAGGUCUUCCUUACAAAGACACAAGAAGAAUGGAUUGCAAUAUUUGAUCAACUAGAAGCAUGCGUUACACCCGUUGUGAACUUUAAUGAAGCUAACAGAAACAAAUGUAACGCCUCAAAAAAUUCGUUUUAUAUUGAUCACAACAAUUUAGUGGCACCAGAGCCAGCUCCCAAAUUAUCUAGAACACCACCAAAUGCUACUGGAAAAAAAAUACCACCAAAACAUGGGGAACAUACAACUGAAAUUUUAUAUGGUCUUGGAUACAGCAAGAGUGAAAUAGAUGAAUUAAUCAAUAAAGGUUGUGUUUAUGCUUUGAAAAUGUCAAAUUUAUAG
This is a messenger RNA of Pieris macdunnoughi, 1137 nucleotides long. The record is from the annotation of a GenBank genome assembly. NCBI's taxonomy places the organism in Eukaryota, Metazoa, Arthropoda, Insecta, Lepidoptera, Pieridae.